UUAUGGCUCAAGAAGUUUGACAUGUGAGACAGGCCAAGGAGAUGGGUGGCAAGGCGAAGCCCACAAAACACACUGCCAGAGAGCUGGCGCAGAAGGAGAAGGAUGCAACCGUGAAUCGAGGUGGCGGAUCAGCCGGAGUGAAGGAUCGCGCGGGUGGAUCAGUUGGACACUCCAAGUACAAGUGCAACAUUUGCAUGCAGUCCGCACCAGAUCCGAAGUCCAUGCAGAUGCAUUUCGAAUCCAAACAUCCAAAGGAGGACUUCAGCCUGGAGAAGUGCACAGACCAGCACGCAGUGGCUGGCGGAGUGACAACACAGGGAAUUGGCGUGAGAGGUGGCAUCAAGAAGCAUCACAAUUAGAUGCCAUUCCAAGCGCGGCACUGUGCCUGCCAUCUUUGCAAUUCUUGCACUGAUUGCGAACACGUUUCACUGACCCUCCUAAGACCUGUGAGGUUCUUCAGCAACCUGCACUGGCAGAGGAUGUCGCGACUCGCAACAAAGAUGAUCUUGUGGGUGAG
Messenger RNA from Effrenium voratum, 517 nucleotides. The record is from the annotation of a GenBank genome assembly. Lineage: Eukaryota; Dinophyceae; Suessiales; Symbiodiniaceae.